AAAAACAAAAAUAUGAAGUCACUGCGAUUCCUGGCUGCAGAGGGCUUCAUUCACAGUGGCCCGAAUGCUCUGGAGAACCUCAACUGCUUGUCUUUUAAUCUUUACCCACCUCUCUUUAAGGCCUGCUACCUGCAUGAGCAGGCUGACGUGCUGCAUGCUUUGGUCAAGGCAUGGCCUCUUCCUGUGCUUGAUCUGCAAAGACUCCUGGGAGUGACAGUCGACUGUCAGGUGGACCUCACCUCCCGCACCUGUCGGCUGUGUCUGCAGGCGAUUCUGACUGGCUUAAAGGAUUAUGUUCUGUCACCUCCGAGAACCUACGCUAAGAGCCUGCAUGUGGUGGACUUGACUGCCCUGAGGGACAUCGAGCACCAGGCCUGCCCCUGCCAGUCCACCUUGGGUCGUUGGGCGAGAACCCAGCUCCUGACCCAAAUGUGCUAUGAGACCAUGGUGGCCAUGCAAGCCAGCGACGUGUCCCGAUCUGCCUUUGAAACAUCUAUUGAUGUCCGUCUCAAUGGCUUCGUCACAGGCCGCAAUUACGAGCUGGUGGCUCAGGCCUUCCUCCUCCUCCGCUACUGUCCGCUGAAGCCUCGUUUUGUGAGUUUCCGGGCUGAUUCCCUCACUCUAAAGCAGCUGUUUUAUGUUCUUCGCCUGGCAGAGCCUGAGUGCAUCUCAAAGCUGGAGGUGGUCCACAAUGUUCCCCUGGAGGCCACACACUUGGAGGUGCUGCUGUCCAAGGUGGAAUUCCCCAAAUUACAGUCUUUGACCCUGCCGGCUGGGACGCUGGAUGUUAGGAGGUUGGGUUCUGGUGAUGAAGAUGUGAUGUCCAUCAUCGGCAACCUGCUCGCACAACUGAGCAGCCUGACUGAGCUCUGUGUUGGUUUCUCCACUCUGACUGGACACCUUCGCAGACUGCUUAGUCCUCUCAACACUCCACUGCAGUGCUUGGAGUUGGCCAAUUGUGGCUUGAACCGCUUGGACAUGACGUACCUGUCCAACAGCCUCCACUGUGAGUUUCUGGUCCGCCUGGACAUCAGCGGACACGAUAUCUUUGGCUCUUUCUCCACCUGUUUCCACAAACUGCUCUGCCGAUGCUCAGCAACACUGGUCAGCCUGACCCUCGAAGAGUGUGACAUCAAGGAUGAGCACAUGGACGCCCUCACUGCCGCUCUGGCCAACUCUCAGGAGCUGGAGGAGCUCAAACUGCUGGGAAACCCUCUGACCUCUGCAGCCCUGCGGAGGUUAUUCUCCACGCUGUCUGCGGAUUUUCCAAAGUUAAAAUACAUAGAGGUUCCAGUUCCCCGCGAGUGCUACUCUGAGGAUGUCACGUAUCCUCUUUGUGAUUCAGACCUGCUGCAGUACAACAGGGAGCUGUUUCAGGAGGUCAGAGGUCAGCUGAUGGGGAUCCUGGAGGGAGCUGGUAGAGGGAGUGUGGAGGUGUGCACACCAGUCAUGGGGGCCUAUGACCCAGACAUUAAUGAAACCAGCAACGAGCUGGGAGUGUCCAUAUUAAAAUCUUUUAACAGCGUCAUUGGGAAUUUUAUAGGCAGCAUAACUGAGGUGGACAACAGGAGAUCACAAGCUCAGAAGGAGAAUUAAUGGGUUUUUCCUGUGAAGGGGUUAAGAAAAUGGACUAACAGAAAACAGUCAUGAACUUAAGCAGACCUAGGGCUGGGCAAUAUUUUGAUAUCAUGUUAAUAUCGUGAUUAAGACUAGAAAUCUUAGAUUUUGGAUAUUGCAAUAUUGCAAGUGUUGUUUUGUCCUGGUUUUGUAGGACGCAUUUGAGUAAAGUUAAGUCAUUUUCCAAACUUACCAGACUGCUCUAGUUCUUUUAUUAUUUGUCUUUUCCCACUUUGUCAUUGUAUAUACACAACUCAUGAUUGUUUAACAAUAAUCUCAUUGCAUAAAAUUAAGAAAGCACCAAUAGUCAGCCUUACAAAACUGUCACAAUAUUAAUAUCAAAGUCUGGGUAUUUUAUCAAAAAGACUGAUUUUGCCUGUAUUGCCCAACCCUAAGCAACCUGAAUCUCCAAAAGUUAUAGAAAUAUUUAUUUGUUGAGAAUUACUUUCUUUUCAAGGCCAUUUUCUUAGGAAAGACUAAUUUUGAUAACUAUUUUAGCUAGCAUAGACAGCUAGAAAACUGUCAUCAUUGUUCUACGCAUGAGUGAAGUCACAAUCUGUGAAAUUAGAUCGAGUAAACCAGAUUUGUUUGGAUAUAGUUUAACAUCCUAUUUGUGCUAGCAAGUGAAAAUUUGAAUUUGGCCAAAGUGCUCUUUGGGUUUACCAAUACAUAUCUCGGGAAAAAAUAGAAUCGGUCCCACUGUUUUGUCAUGCUAUACUUAGUAUUUGAACAGAUAGAACUACUGUUUUCUUGUAUACAUGUC
This is a messenger RNA of Plectropomus leopardus (leopard coralgrouper), 2380 nucleotides long. RefSeq names its product leucine rich repeat containing 14B (gene lrrc14b). Gene Ontology annotation, cellular component: cytoplasm. The record is from RefSeq and is a predicted model, not a curated record. Lineage: Eukaryota; Metazoa; Chordata; Actinopteri; Perciformes; Serranidae. Gene Ontology annotation, biological process: negative regulation of cell differentiation; positive regulation of cell population proliferation; negative regulation of apoptotic process.